AUGCUUGACGGGAAGGUGUCCGACAUGAACAGAAGGAGCCAACAGUAUUUCAUGAGUGAACCGCAGGUGGAAGAGCAUGUGGAUCCAGUCCUAAGAGGCAGGGAAUCAUAUGCUGAUCCAGUAUCCCAGGAGUACCCUUUUUGGGUCCCAGAGAUGGAGGAAAGUGCCCUCUCUUUAGUCCUUGGAGAAAUACACAGUGAGGCAUAUGAGACAAUGAAGCAGGACCUGAUAGAGAAAGAGGACAGCGCCUUGGAAAUGGGGGCCUUGAACGAUUCCAAUAAUCCGGCAGUUGGCAGGGAAGUUAUCGAGAACAGAGCAAACCAGCCCGAGAGCCAAAAUCUCAUGCUCAUCAGACAGGCUGUGAAGCGCAUUAAAGAGCUGCCACAGGACUCGCUGGACGCAUGCUCCAGUGACUUGCGCCAUCAGGAGAUGCUGGUUAUCGCUGACCUCAGCAAAUUGAAGCCAUCUCUGGUGGGUAAGGAGAAGUCCAAUGCGAUUCGGAUCUGCAUUGCCAGCGUCUUUGCCCUUCCCUCCUUGGAGACCUUGCAGCGGGAGAAAAACAAUAGGGCAGUUGUGAAGGACUGGUACAACCAGACUAUGGAUGGCCUGAAGACAAUGCUGAAAGCCUUCUUGCUAGUGAAUCCAAACACAGCCGAGCUGCAGAACCUCUUAGAUCACUUGGUCCCCUGGAUGAGAUCAGAAAAGUUUCAUGAGCGCUUAAGAGCUGUGGACACCAGCCUCUACUUGUUAAAAGCUGCAGUCGACCAUCCUGAGUUUUGUAUGUCACCCGAGUUCCCCAAGCUGGGGGUCCUGAUUGGACUACUGGCCCUUCGCAUUGGGGACUAUGUGCAGGAGAUUGGUCCCCAGGCUAUGGAAGGCCUGUCUUUCCUCUACACCCUCGUGCGGUGCCAAAAGGAACACAAGAAUAAUUCAAUGCCUAUAAAAGCAGAACUGCAUCAAAGGUACAAAAAGUGUCUGGGAACAUAUGAACCCACGAGAGCAUGUGAAAACAUCUGCACAAUCAUUAAGGAACUAGGGCAAUUUCUCACUCCAGACCAGAUGACAGACCUUCUACUGGUAGCUGUGGAAAACCUAAGGGAACACCAUGAGGAUAUCAAUGAAGCAUCCAGGGCCAUCCUGAAUGCAAUCCUGAAGAACUUCAAGCACAGUUUAAAGACAAAGGUGCCAGAGAUUGUGGGCAGGCUCCACUCCCAGCUCAGCACCAUCAGUCAUCCCCACAAAUGGCAGGAAGUAAUGAUGGCCUUAUGCCUCUUGGCUCAUGAUUUCCUGGAAGAGGUAACAACAGGCCUUCUAAAUUGCCAGCUGCCCCUGGACAGAAAUGCAGUUGGGAUGUGGAGAGCACUGGCUGAAAUGGAGGUGAAGCGUGACAUCUGUCACCUGCUGGACAUGCUGUUGAAGAAACUCCAAGAGCGACCAAGGGUCACGGGGAAGGCAGCCUCCAUCUUGCCGAUAGCCGCUGCUAGCGCUCUGUUUGAGGUGCUGUGCUUAACCAAGUGCCGAGACGCCGUGAUGCACAUCUUCCCCCGCCUGCUGAUGGCCCUGCUCGUCCAGGUGCAUUACUGCACUGGGCUCAGCCUGCCGCACAGGAAUGACUUCACCCCUACCUGGUGGGUGAUAAGGACAAUAAAGCUCCUUCUCCUAAAGACAGGACAUGUCUGUGAGCUCGCCAUUGUGGAGCUGGAUGGAGGCUGGGAAAUGCUUGCUAGCCCUGAGGAGCACUACCGUGGGGUGGGCCAGCUUGCCAGAACCAUGCUCCACCAUGGCUGCUCUGAGCUUUGGAAGAUCUUGUACCUUCUAGUCCCAUUCCUUGAACGGGGGGAUGAGCAUCACAGGCUCACUGCGCUGGCCUUCUUUGUUGAGCUUCUUCGGAUGCCACAAGCUAAGCGGCUCCCACAGGAAUAUUCUGUGAUCCGACUAACAAAGGGACUGACUGAUCUGGAUCCAGUUGUCCGGGCACUGUGUGUCAGAGGAUUGAUCAUCAUAGCCAACUGGACAGGGAAGGAGAUCACAAUCCCAGUGCCAGCCAUGAUAAACAGCUUAUAUGGACUUGAUGGGAGGCUGGUUGUCGAGGCUCUUGCUGAUGUUGAGACGAUUCUCAGUGGGCUGGAUGAAGCGAGCUUUCCUGGAUGCAUCACCGACCCUCUUCAACAGCUCUUUGAUGAUGACAGAGAGAAUGUGCGCUUUGCUGCCAUUUCCCUGUUUGGGAGUGUACUCAAGAAGGUGAAGAAGAGUCAGAGACUUAUCAAGGAGGAAGAAAUCUUGAACAGCUUAGUCCCAUUACUUCUGCACCUGCAAGAGGGGAACCCUGACAUGGCCGAGAAAUGUAAGAAAGCUUUGGAUGAAUGUUCUCGACUCAUGAACUGGAAACUUCCCAAGCAGGUUGGCAGCAGGAAGGCCUGGCACAACCAUCAAGAGGAUGCGGAUAAAAUAUGCCACUACCUUGUGAAGAAACAUGAGAAAAAUAUCCAAAGGUUUUUGUUGCAGAGUCAAAUUUACCUCAAAAGUGCAGAGCCUUGUUUACGAACGGCUGCAGCCACAUUCAUAGGGUUCUUGGUUGUGCACGUGGACAAAAGGAUGACAGAAGAAGACUUGAAUAUCAUAAGCAAUGCUCUCGGCGACCUGAUGCACGACCCCGAGGCGUCUGUGUGCGUCUUUGCCGCUCAGGCCCGUGACCGCGUCCUGGCAGCUCGCUGGAAGCUGAAAUACGGCCUCGUCCAGCAAAGCAAGGCGGGCAGCAACCCCGCGGACAAACGCGGCUGGUACCCCGGCCCCCAGAGCCUCCCCGCUCCCUGCAGCACCUCCAGCCGCCUGCUUGAGGGCCUCCGCCUCUGGAAGGCAGUUGCCAGAAAAUAACCAGCUCCAGCGCGGACGGGGGGCGACGAUCACGCUACCCG
Molecule: messenger RNA, 2915 nt
Organism: Alligator sinensis (Chinese alligator)
Lineage: Eukaryota; Metazoa; Chordata; Crocodylia; Alligatoridae
Gene: MROH7
Product: maestro heat like repeat family member 7
Exons: 22
Coding region: 1-2874 (957 amino acids)
Cellular component (GO): cytoplasm
Source: RefSeq, a predicted model, not a curated record